UUUUCAGGUCACGAAUCAGUUUCUCAAACAGUUAGGUAUACAUCCUGACUGGCAAUUUGUAGAUGUUUAUGGUAUGGAACCAGAACUGCUUAGCAUGGUGCCAAGACCUGUCUGUGCAGUGCUACUUCUCUUUCCAAUAACAGAAAAGUAUGAAACCUUCAGAACAGAAGAAGAAGAGAGAAUAAAAGCUAAGGGACAAGAUGUCAAGUCAUCUGUGUAUUUCAUGAAGCAGACCAUUAACAAUGCUUGUGGAACAAUUGGUCUAAUUCAUGCUAUUGCGAACAACAGAGAUAAAAUGAACUUUGAAACUAAUUCUUCACUGAAAAAGUUCCUAGAAGAUUCAUUAUCUAUGACUCCUGAAGAGAGGGCCAAAUAUCUAGAAACUUAUGAAGCUAUUCGUGUCACUCAUGAAUCCAGUGCCCAUGAAGGUCAGACUGAGGCACCGAGUAUAGAUGAAAAAGUAGAUCUUCACUUUAUUGCAUUAGUUAAUGUAGGUGGUCAUCUCUAUGAAUUGGAUGGGCGCAAGCCAUUUCCAAUAAACCAUGGGGAAACCAGUGAUGAUUCUUUUUUAGAGGAUGCAAUAGAAGUUUGCAAGAAAUUCAUGGAACGUGACCCAGAAGAAUUAAGAUUUAAUGCGAUUGCACUGUCUGCAGCUUAAAAGCCUUUUCCAGUGGGGCUAGUCUAUUGCAAUGUAUUGUAACAAUAAAACUGUUGCCAUAUGUUAAUAGUACAAAUUUUGAUACUUCCCUAACAUGUUGAUUAAUUGUAGCAUACGUGGAAUAAACUUUGCAUUUGUCCUUGCUAUAUCUUGCUGCUUGUUCCUAAAGCAACUUUGGGUAUUUAUAUACACGCAUGCAUUUUGUGCAAGACUUAUAUGUGGUGGGUUUUUCCCCUUCCACCCCCUUAAAAGUUUGGGGAAUUACUGCCUGUGAUAUUUCAUCAUAAUAAUGAUGAGCAAGCUCAGAGCAGGAUUAUCAUUUGUAUCAUUCACAGAUGACAUUUUGAGUGGAGUAUGUGGUAUGUUUAUGGAUAAAACCUUGACAUAUGAGGCUAUCUCCAUCUUUAAUUAUACUGAUACAAGAAUAUUAUAAUAACUUCUGCAGGUGACUCAAAAGACAAAAGUAUUUUUUUCAGUGCAUUAUUUAUAAAUAUAUGGAAGAAAAAAGGCAGAAAAAGGACUGUUUCUUCUUACUGUUGGUGAGCACUAACAUUUUAAAAAUACAUUUUGAAUAAAAAUUUUGUUUCUCAAGCCUAA
Molecule: messenger RNA, 1255 nt
Organism: Athene cunicularia (burrowing owl)
Lineage: Eukaryota; Metazoa; Chordata; Aves; Strigiformes; Strigidae
Gene: UCHL3
Product: ubiquitin C-terminal hydrolase L3
Exons: 8
Coding region: 74-658 (194 amino acids)
Biological process (GO): protein deubiquitination; ubiquitin-dependent protein catabolic process
Cellular component (GO): cytoplasm
Molecular function (GO): cysteine-type deubiquitinase activity
Source: RefSeq, a predicted model, not a curated record